This is a messenger RNA of Diachasmimorpha longicaudata, 1481 nucleotides long. RefSeq lists its product as uncharacterized. The transcript has 5 exons. The record is from RefSeq and is a predicted model, not a curated record. Bases 214 to 1287 code for a protein of 357 amino acids. NCBI's taxonomy places the organism in Eukaryota, Metazoa, Arthropoda, Insecta, Hymenoptera, Braconidae.
UUAUUUAGUUGUAUGUACAUUGUGUUCUAAACAGCCGGAGCCAUUAUCAUGAAAUAGUAAUAAUGUACGUUAUAUGAGGAGCAUGUUGUUUACAUCGUCGUUGUCAGGGGUGUUGUGUUAAAUUCGUGUUGUCCUGGUGGAAUAAAUUAUUCUCGAUAAUGUUUUGUUCGUUUGUGAGAGUUGUUUGUAAGGGAAUUUUUUAACAUUGGAGAUAUGAUGGAUAGAUCGCUGUUUUAUAACACUUCGAGGACGACUAAUUCGUCAAAAACCCCGGGAAUGCAGAGGAUACGGCAGUACUUCAGCUUGGGACCUGUCGAGCCUGAGGAGGUCGUCGAUGCCGCCGAUUUUGCUGAGUCCGUUGACGUACUUCUCAAACAAACCUGGAAUAUCUGGGGCGUCUCUUCGCUGUAUGGCCUCCAACAAGACAGCCAAGUUCAUCUAAAGCUGUAUGGAAAAAAAAUGAGAGAAGAGGUUGCUGCACUUCUACCCCACGAAGACGUAACUUACGAGGCUCAAUUUUCCAUUGUUGAGGGGAUGGAUAAGAGACCUAGUGCAUCUGAUCCUAUUCCCAUUAAGAUUACUGUUCAUGCAAUUCCAAUUGAAAGAGAUGUUCAUGAUAAGACAAGAGAGCCAGAGAGAAACGAAAAAUGCAUUUAUGUUGGUAUUCUGCUGUCAUGGAGAACCUCUGUCAAUGAACUGGACUACGAGAAAUCAUUGCGAUUGCCGCUGUUAUUGUGCAGAGGGACCAAAAGUGCCAUGAAAGCAGUCCACAUAACCCUGGGAAACAUGUUCGACUGUCAUGUAGUUGCUCUGCCUGCCACUGAGGAUGAUCUCAAGUGGCUGGUGCCUGUCGUCCUCCAACCAAGUCAUAAAGACGAUCCCCCCCAAAAAGGAGAAGCCAGGCUGGAGUACAGAGUGCCUGGUUUACCAAUUACUGAUAGUAUUACUGUCAAGUUGGAAGUGGCUGAUUUGACGAAAAUGUGGAGUGUAAUUUCUAGAGAAGAUGCCAUCGAGUCGAAUGAAGAGACAAGUUUUCGUGCUCAUCAUAUCGAGAGGUUUUAUGAAGUUCUGAAUAAGCAAAUGAUACAUUCAGCUGGAAUCCAAUUAGGACUCUGCAAAUUACAUAAAAUUAGCUUACCUUCAUUUACCAUUAUGGAUAAUAAGAUGAAAGCUUCGUCAGCUCCUGUCCUGUCCAAAGUGCUAUUAUUCUUCAAUGAAAAAGCCUUGGAGAUACUCCACCAAUUGAACUUUGAUACGACAGUCUCCACCAGUGGUCUAAAUGUUUAGCACAAGGGGACUCUAAUGGACUAUUUCACUAGACCAUGAAAAGUAUAUUUAAUAUUUUAUUUUAAUGUAUAGAUUUUGUACUUUCAUCUUAGCAGAUGCUCAAUAAAAAUUUAAUUAUUUUUACAUCGUCAUACAAAUUGUACAGGGUCAGUAAUGUAAAAUAAGUCAUAAAUAAUUAACAUGUUUAACCAUCA